CGCUAACCGGAAAAACAGUGACACUAGAUGCAUCACCAGCAGACACAAUUAAUACUUUGAAGGCAAAAAUUCAAGAUAAAGAAGGUAUUCCGCCUGAUCAACAACGUUUGAUAUUUGCUGGCAAGCAGUUAGAAGAUGAUAGAACGAUGAGCGACUACAAUAUACAAAAAGAAUCAACUCUUCAUCUUGUUCUGCGUCUACGCGGUGGUCCUGGUCCUGCUCGUAAAUCAACUUCUGUAAACACAAACAGUGCUAAAAAACCAAUAGUCACAACAGAUGAGGAAAACUACGAAUCACUGGAUGCUGCUCAAAUAAGUGGUUUGGCAGAACAUGUUAUCUACAAUCUAAAUUCACUUACAACGAUUCCAGCUAGACAAAGUGCACUAGUUACCAUUGAUAAAUGGUCUGUACAUGGGGAAUUAGUCUUGUAUUACGAUCCGAAAAUAAAUGAUCUGAACGCUAUUCGAGCUGUUCAUUUGUUCAACGAUACUGGAAGUGUAUUAGCACCAGGUUCAGUUGCUGUAUUGGAUGAUGGACGUUUUGUUAGUCAAUGUCAAUUUACUCCCAUGCUUCAAAAAGACGAUCAGUUAAUUAAUUAUGGUUUAGAUACAACGAUUGCAGUCACAAAAACACUACCUUCGAAUUUACAGGAAAUAAAAAUUGAAGAUGUUGAAAUAGUUUAUUCUCCAUCGGAUGAUAAUUCAAUAACAGUAAAACCUAUUGGCAUUGCACUACUACAAAAUUAUACCAAACGAACAAAAUAUCAGAUAAAAAAUAAUGCGGUUGAUCGUCGUGUAGAAAAAUUUUAUAUUGAUCAUAGUGCCGAUGCUUCAUUAGGCGGUUACGUUGUAACAAGCACAGAAAAUUGUAUCAAAUCAGUGAUGGGUUUUUCACGUUUUCAAUUAAGUUUAGAGCCACAACAAGACGUUGAAUUAAUCGUUACAGAAAAUGCUACAAGUACAAAAUAUGUUUCUAAUUUGUCUGACUUGGAAACAUUUUUGGAAAAACAAGCAAAUGAACUGCAUCAAUCAAAUGUUUUAUCUAAAUCAAUAUUAGAACUUAUUCAACGCAUUGUCAAAUGUAAAUAUAUUGAUAGUGCACUUGAUUUAAUGAUAAAUAACAAUGAACAAAAUAUAUCUGAAACGACUGUACGUGAUUGGCAAAAUAAGAAAGAUUUAUUACCAAAACAUUUCUUAGAAAAAGUAUUAACAAUAGUAGAUAUACAAAAUCGAACAAAAGAAUUGGAUCAACGAAUUGAAUAUUUAAAUGGACAUAUUAAUUCUAUAUUUACAAAUCAAGUGCGUCUAAGAGAAAAUAUUAAAUCAUUGGAGAAAAUUAAUACAUCAGAUCUAUUGAAACGAUAUUUGAAAGAUUUAAAUACAGAAGAAGAUGAUUUAGCUGAAACAAGAAAAGAAAUAAAAACACUGGACAAUGCUAAAAGUGCAUUGAGCAAAGAUUUGAAAGAAAAACGUUUUCAAUUAAAAACUGAAGCAACGGAAGAAAAGAAAAAUUUACGUAUUUGA
Molecule: messenger RNA, 1523 nt
Organism: Didymodactylos carnosus
Lineage: Eukaryota; Metazoa; Rotifera; Eurotatoria; Philodinida; Philodinidae
Source: the annotation of a GenBank genome assembly